Messenger RNA from Brenthis ino (lesser marbled fritillary), 1026 nucleotides. Lineage: Eukaryota; Metazoa; Arthropoda; Insecta; Lepidoptera; Nymphalidae. The record is from the annotation of a GenBank genome assembly.
AUGACAACAGGCAGAUUGAACAUAAUAUUUUCAUUUGGCAGAAAUUAUUUGCAACGCUUGGAGCAAUUCGAGAAAGCUAUUUUGGCGUACAACGAAGCUUUGCGGUGGAAUAACUCCGACGUACGUUCUCUCCUCGGAAGAAGUUUGGCCCGUGCUAAGGCAACACACUAUGCUGGUGCUUUAGCAGAUGCCGCUCGCGCUGCUGAACUAGAACCAGAAAAUGUAACAGCUUUACAAAUAAAAGCACAAACCGAGUAUGAGAAAUGCGCAUUUGAAAAGGCCUUGGUGUUGGCAUGUCGAGGACAACGGCUGAGGCGGUUUCCGCCUAAUUUUGGUGACUGUGCCAGAAGUGCUGAAGAAACGAUCAGAGAAUGUACAGAUAAAAGUGCAGAGAAAGUGCUAUCUCGCACAGUCAAAGUAAUACCACUAAUAGAGUUGGUUGAAGAUAAAAUGGAUGUCGGCACAAAGGUUCAUACGCGCUCAACUAGAAUGCAAAAUCAGUCAACCCAUCAAAUUCAAGAAAUAUCUCGUGUGGAAAAGCAGAGGGCCGAACAUAUAUCCCGUGUAAUGGCUUCUAAGUAUUUGGAACGAAUGGCGCAUGACAAAUAUUUCCUUACGGCUAUUUGCAAGGAUGAAAGACUUAGAUCUGCAAACAGAUUGGGAUCAAAGAAACUGCAAGAGUUAGCUCAUAAAGCAUUAGCUGAUAUUGAAAAGCGGCAAGCUGUAUUACGUGAACGCAGACCAAUGUAUGCUGCUCGUGAAUCGGAAGCCGCAGCAAGAGCGCGACUAUCAAAAGCGCGUAAACAAAGAAUUGGAAACGUUCGACGUCAACAUACAACAGAUGCGCGUCGUUUAGUCAAUGCCGCUCAAGAAAUAUAUGAAAAACGUGACACAACGAAAUGCCUAGAAGCAGCAGAGUUCGCGAUGGAACAAAUCGCAAGGAUUCCAGCCAAUAUGCUACCAGCCAAAGACAAGUUUUUACAACAGUUGUAUGACAUCGUCGGAGAAGCUUUCUUAGAUCAGGUC